AUGGGUGAUUUUGCGGCCGAAAGCUCUUCUCGAUCUCGCUCCAAAACUCGAAACAAAACGGCGCGGAGACGUAAGGUAAAACAGAGUUACUGUAUGUAUCAUGUACUGAAUUUACAUAAUUCUAUAAAUUUUUAACCAUUCAAAGCUCUUAAAGUUUGCUUCCCCACUUUUCUAAAAUUUCUCAAGUUGUCGUACUUAUCUAACCUAUGUCCACGUGCCUUCAGACCUCACUGACCCCGCCCUCCUACUCGGUAGAGGAGAACAAACGUGGCGAUCUAAUCAAUCCAGUUUUGAAAGUCAAGUGGCCAGAACGACCGGCGAAAGGCCGCCAUUCCAUGCAGUACUAUCUCCGCCGAAAGCGUGCCAAGGAACAGGGUCAAGAAAUGGAGAGAAAAGUGACCAGCUCGAGUUGCAGCGACAAAGCCGGCGCAAGUGGUAUACCUGUCGCUAGGAAGCUCAAGUCACGGUUCGUAGGCAUCAAACCUGUGUCGGUAAGGCAGCUUUUGUCAUUUUUUUUGUUUUGGAAAAAAAUAUUUGUCAUUUUUGUUUUCCAAAGAAAUACUUUUUGUUUUGUAAAGAAAAUUUUCAUUAAUAAAAUUGAAACUUCAGGAGCUCAUCAGCUAUUUGAAGCCGACAGAAUCCGUUUUGUACUAUCAACAGCCUAAUGAGUACUUUACGAUUGCCGACAUUCCGUUGUCCUAUCCGUUGAUGUUCGCGUACAUGUCGUGCGAAGGUAAAAUUUACAGUUACAGGGUCAGAGAGACAAAAGGAAGGGACGGUACGAAAAUGUGGCAAGUAUAUGUUAAAGACAAGAACCUACCCGAUCAGCCAGUGUAAGUUUUAGGAAGAAAGUUCUUGCAAUUCAUAGUCUGUAAAGAAAGUUUUUGAACCUAUUCGUUGAAGAAAGUUUGCACUAUUUUUCGUUUAGCGUCUGUAAAGAAAGUUUUUGCCGUUCAUUUUGGGAAGAAAUUUGCUGUCAAUAAUCUUUUUUUUAGAUUCAGAUCCCUGGAUGCCAUGUUGACCUACUACCACACGUUUGCGAUAAUGUUCAAAGAAAACGGCCGCGUCGAGAGCUUCCCAAUCCCAAGUCACUAA
This is a messenger RNA of Bursaphelenchus okinawaensis, 1095 nucleotides long. The record is from the annotation of a GenBank genome assembly. NCBI's taxonomy places the organism in Eukaryota, Metazoa, Nematoda, Chromadorea, Rhabditida, Aphelenchoididae.